Messenger RNA from Centrocercus urophasianus (Greater sage-grouse), 975 nucleotides. RefSeq names its product limb and CNS expressed 1 (gene LIX1). Lineage: Eukaryota; Metazoa; Chordata; Aves; Galliformes; Phasianidae. The record is from RefSeq and is a predicted model, not a curated record. Gene Ontology annotation, biological process: autophagosome maturation. The coding region runs from base 133 to 975 and encodes 280 amino acids. The transcript is spliced from 6 exons. Gene Ontology annotation, cellular component: cytoplasm.
GUGCCUGAUUGGGAGACGAGGGGAGACUCCUCAGGAGCCCGGUGCAUCAAUGAGCUGCUGCAAGAAGGCUGAGCUCGGCUCACUCGGGCAUGAGGACUGUUGGUGGCCGCUGUCUGGCAAAGCAGGACGGAGAUGGACAGAACCCUGGAGUCUUUGCAGCUGGUGAUUGCCCAAGUCCUGCCUCACAGAGACCCUACCCUGGUGUUUAAGGACUUGAAUGUUGUAGCAAUAUUGCAAGAGUUCUGGGAAAGCAAACAGAAGUCAGCCGUACUUCCAAGUGAAGGCAUCAUUGUGUAUGAGUCACUGAGCAGCCUGGGCCCGCCAUUUGUGAGUUAUGUUACCUUGCCUGGAGGAAGUUGCUUUGGUAACUUUCAGAGCUGCUUAAGCAGAGCAGAGGCAAGGCGAGAUGCUGCAAAAGUGGCUCUGAUCAACUCUCUCUUCAAUGAAUUGCCCUGCCGCAGAAUCACGAAGGAAUUCAUCAUGGAAAGUAUUCAGGAGGCUGUUUCUUCAACAAGUGGUAACCUGAAGGAUGCUGAUGACCCCAGCACUAGUAUUGGAGCUUAUCAUUACAUGCUGGAGUCAAACAUUGGAAAGACAAUGCUGGAAUUUCAGGAGCUGAUGAUUGUCUUUCAGCUUCUGCAUUGGAAUGGAAGCCUUAAAGCCCUACGGAAAACAAAGUGCUCCCGGCAGGAAGUAAUUUCCUACUACUCCCAGUGUUCCUUAGAUGAAAAGAUGAGAAGUCACAUGGCCCUGGACUGGAUUACGAAGGAGAAAGAAUCUCCAGGAAUUAUUUCCCAAGAGCUGCAAGUGGCACUGAGGGAACUGGAAGAAGUCAGGAAAGCUGGGCAUGAACUGAGGUUCUACAAAGAAAAGAAAGAAAUACUGAGCUUAGCACUGAGUCAGAUCUACAGUGAUCAAGUUACCACUUCCUCAUGGGAAGAUCAAAUGAGCUUGGCCCUACAUGGCUACCGCUAA